This is a messenger RNA of Onychomys torridus (southern grasshopper mouse), 1148 nucleotides long. It is a transcript of the gene Nek7, whose product is annotated as NIMA related kinase 7. NCBI's taxonomy places the organism in Eukaryota, Metazoa, Chordata, Mammalia, Rodentia, Cricetidae. The transcript has 10 exons. Gene Ontology annotation, molecular function: ATP binding; protein kinase activity. The record is from RefSeq and is a predicted model, not a curated record. Gene Ontology annotation, biological process: protein phosphorylation.
AUGCCGGGAUGUUUACCCUCCUGACAGCCGCGGCCGUGGGAGGAGGAGCGGAGCCGGGAGGAUGGGCGGCCGCUAGGCUCGCACUGGUAAGCGCUGGCCGAGCGGGGUGGGAGCCGGCGCCUGCAGCGGCGCGGGCAGAGGCGAUCGGCCCGGGGUCCCGCAGCCCGCAGCCCUGCAGCCCGCGUGGACCGAGCUGCCCCAGCGUCCCGGAUUCUGAAGUCUCUGUUGAGUCAGACAAUGGAUGAACAACCACAAGGAAUGCAAGGGCCACCUGUUCCUCAGUUCCAGCCACAGAAGGCAUUACGACCAGAUAUGGGCUACAAUACCUUAACCAACUUCUGAAUAGAAAAGAAAAUCAAUCAUGGACAAUUUAGUGAAGUUUACAGAACAUCCUGUCUCUUGGAUGGAGUGCCAAUAGCUUUAAAAAAAGUGCAGAUAUUUGAUUUAAUGGAUGCCAAAGCACAUGCUGAUUGUAUCAAAGAAAUAGAUCUCCUUAAGCAACUCAAUCACCCAAAUGUAAUUAAAUAUUAUGCAUCAUUCAUCAAAGAUAAUGAGCUUAACAUAGUUUUGGAUUUAGCAGAUGCUGGUGACCUCUCCAGAAUGAUAAAGCAUUUUAAGAAGCAAAAGAGGCUAAUUUCGGAAAGAACUGUUUGGAAAUACUUCGUUCAGCUCUGCAGUGCACUGGAGCACAUGCAUUCUCGAAGAGUCAUGCAUAGAGAUAUAAAGCCAGCCAAUGUGUUCAUUACAGCCAUUGGGGUAGUAAAACUUGGAGAUCUUGGACAUGGUCGGUUUUUCAGCUCAAAAACCACAGCUGCACAUUCUUUAGUGGGUACACCUUACUAGAUGUCUCCAGAGAGAAUACAUGAAAAUGGAUACAACUUCAAGUCUGACAUCUGGUCUCUUGGCUGUCUGCUAUAUGAGAUGGCUGCAUUGCAGAGUCCUUUCUUUGGGGACAAAAUGAAUUUGUACUCUCUGUGUAAGAAUAUAGAGCAGUGUGACUACUCGCCUCUCCCGUCAGAUCACUACUUGGAGGAGCUUCGACAAUUAGUAAAUAUGUGCAUCAACCCAGAUCCAGAGAAGCGACCGGACAUCACCUAUGUUUAUGAUGUAGCAAAGAGGAUACAUGCAUGUACCACAAGCAGCUAAGC